AUGGAAUACGAACAUCUUAACACAGCUUCGCCAAAGGGCCAAGCAACUGGUGGCGGUAAAGCCUGGUCUGAGGAAGAAGAAGCAUAUCUUCUACAAAAGAGAUCCGAGAAAGUUGCCUACAAAAAGAUUGCUCUGCAACUGAACAAAACAGAGCUUGCCUGUCGUUUACAUUUCCAUCAACUACAACGUGGUAGCAACCGACGCCGACGAAACCUUUCCAUGUCCUCUAGCGAGAGCACUGGUCCGAUUUACGCUACUGCAGGAUAUCCAACUUCAAACUAUGGGGAUAUCAAUAGAAGAUCCGCUAGCCCAGGUGGUACUCCACCCGUCCCUGAAAUUCGGUACAGAGAAAGAAGCAGCUUUUCACCUGGACAUGGAAGAAAUCACAGCUGGACAUCCUCCCCAAGUGGCUUCGGCGCCAGGCCUCUCGACAACCCUGCAGAUGUCGACUAUUCUCGACUUCAAAGACUCGUCGACCAUCAUAAGCGUAAUAUGUGGGCAGCAGUCGCCGCGGAUUAUGGCGAGGGAGCUACUCCCGAAUUUCUCGAGACAUUCUGGAGCAAGCAGCAAGCAGCCCGACAUGAGUAUGAACGCAAACCCACCGGCACUCCACCAACUCCCAUGGUUUCUCCACGUACCGAGGCCGAACAAAUCGCAUGCGGUCGUGGUGUUUCCCCUAGUGUAUUACAACAUCAUCCUCUAAACCAGCACCCACGCAAAGCGGCGAGAGAAGGCUGCAGGCCGUGGGAACUGGAAACCCCAAUUCUGUCUAUUCCUUCACCGGAGAAAAAGAGGUACGAGUUAUUUGGACCAGAGUUGCACGGCAGCGGCAGCGGGUAUGCCCAUCCCGCUGCUGUUGCCGCUGGAGUAGCCAUUGCUGAGAUGUCAAGGUAUUCUCCAGAGAGGAGCAUGUCCAACAGGCCGUCUUCACACAGUUCUCACAGAUCAAUCUCCGUUGAAAGUAUCAUCGCACCACCAGAAGUUAUCAUGACAAGAGUCUAA
Messenger RNA from Orbilia oligospora ATCC 24927, 1002 nucleotides. RefSeq lists its product as uncharacterized. The record is from RefSeq and is a predicted model, not a curated record. Lineage: Eukaryota; Fungi; Ascomycota; Orbiliomycetes; Orbiliales; Orbiliaceae. Bases 1 to 1002 code for a protein of 333 amino acids. The transcript is spliced from 2 exons.